Messenger RNA from Cimex lectularius (bed bug), 1040 nucleotides. It is a transcript of the gene Rbm13, whose product is annotated as protein MAK16 homolog A. Gene Ontology annotation, cellular component: preribosome, large subunit precursor; nucleolus. The transcript is spliced from 8 exons. The record is from RefSeq and is a predicted model, not a curated record. Bases 96 to 1010 code for a protein of 304 amino acids. Gene Ontology annotation, biological process: maturation of LSU-rRNA; maturation of 5.8S rRNA. Lineage: Eukaryota; Metazoa; Arthropoda; Insecta; Hemiptera; Cimicidae.
GGUAACCAGUUUGUAACCUCUCAAGUAGAAAACGUGUUCUUCCCGGGGACAGUACAUUAUUUACACUCUUUGUAGACCACAAAAAACGGUCCAAAAUGAUGAACCAGGAUGAUCUCGUUUGGGGCAUCAUCAACAGGACGUUCUGUUCGUUUAAAGUCAACACAAAGGGCCAACAGUUUUGUAGGAAUGAGAACAAUUUGACUGGUCUCUGCUCCAGGUUGUCGUGCCCGUUGGCAAACAGCAAGUAUGCCACCGUUAGAGAGGAGGGUGGGAUCAUCUACCUUUAUUUGAAAACUGCCGAACGCGCUUGCUUUCCUGACAAACAAUGGGAGAGGGUCAAACUGUCGAGAAACUUUGACAAAGCGAUUCACCAGAUUAACGAAAACCUCCUUUUCUGGUCCAACUUCAUCCGGUCGAAAUGUAAACAGCGGUUUGUGAAGAUCACGCAAUAUUUGAUCCGUAUGAGAAAGCUCAGGCUGAGACGGCAGAAGAAGAUAGUACCACUCCAGAGGAAGAUUGAAAGGAGAACAAGACGCAGGGAAGAAAAGGCGCUGAUUGCUGCACAGCUUGAUUCGGCCAUCGAGAAGCAGCUCGUCGAGAGGUUGAAACAAGGAACGUAUGGAGACAUUUAUAAUUUCCCGCAAACCGUAUUUGACAAAGCCCUAGAAGCAGAGGAAAUAGAAAAAGACGACGAGAUGGAAGAAUCAGAAGAAAGCGAGGAUGAAACAGAAGUCGAGAAAGAGCUUGAAAUGGAGCUGAAUACAGAAGAUAAUGAAGAAGUCGACGAAUACAUUGAAGGCGAUAGUGAAGAUGAGUCUGACGAUGAAAGCGGCAUCAGAGAAAGAAUGGGCUCUGACUUCGAACUCUCCGAACACGAAAGCGACAUAGAGGACAUGGAAAAUCAAACGGAGACGUGCUCUUCAUCAAAGAGGCCACUUUCAAAGAAGAAAAGGCCAAAGGUGGAGAUCGAAUAUGAAUAUGAUGAACAUGAAAGUACAGAAGUCGCCUAAUAUUAAAAAUAUAUUUUAAUUAAAUUUUUA